AUGGCGCAGCAUCCAUCCUUUACAUUAGCGGGACUGCGCGGUACGGCAGGAUAUCUCAGAACGCGCUCGGCACCAAGCUUGAUAGCUGGUCUUGGUCUUGGCGCCUCCUAUGCCUAUGCCGGUACGCCUGCUCGAUCCAAUUACUGUCAUAUCAGCGAUAUAGUUUUCAAAAGUGGCUACUUGAUCAAGGAGAAUCGUGACUACGGCACCGAGCUAGCGCUAGGCAACAGCGUGGUUCUUUUCGGUUCCGCUGUGCCACGCAUUAUCAAAACUGGUGGAAGAGCUCCAGUACCUCUUGCUUUAGGCGCUACAGGUGCCUUAGCAACAUGGUAUUACCAAAAGAAAAUGCGAGAGUUCAGAUAUGGCGUGUAG
This is a messenger RNA of Lithohypha guttulata, 372 nucleotides long. RefSeq lists its product as uncharacterized. NCBI's taxonomy places the organism in Eukaryota, Fungi, Ascomycota, Eurotiomycetes, Chaetothyriales, Trichomeriaceae. The record is from RefSeq and is a predicted model, not a curated record. The transcript has 3 exons. The coding region runs from base 1 to 372 and encodes 123 amino acids. Gene Ontology annotation, cellular component: membrane.